Messenger RNA from Trematosphaeria pertusa, 1617 nucleotides. RefSeq lists its product as uncharacterized. The coding region runs from base 1 to 1617 and encodes 538 amino acids. The transcript is spliced from 6 exons. Lineage: Eukaryota; Fungi; Ascomycota; Dothideomycetes; Pleosporales; Trematosphaeriaceae. The record is from RefSeq and is a predicted model, not a curated record.
AUGCUUCCGCUGGGACGAUAUGGCAGACGCAGCUCCAACGUCGUCGACUUGAGUCACUCCAGGCUCAAAUCUCUUCACGGCGGCGUUCAACGUCAUGCCGUCGUCAACUGUGUGAACGUCCCCGUUUCAUCUGCACCGACAUCUGUUGAGGAAGUCGCCACCAGACCCGGCCUUCACCUUACCCACACACCAACAGAGGUCUUUUCUACCUUUCCAAUGGCGCAAAUCGACGUCAGUGAUGAUCGGCCAGCGCUUUACAACCUAUGCCUCACCUCACGGCUGCUCCGGGACGUCGCUCAGCCGGUGCUGUUCAGUCACUUCGACGUUCCCUCGCCGGACAAAUCCGACCGCAAAAACGCGGUUCACCUCCUUCCACCAAAACGUCGGCUUGUGCUUUUCUCCAAGACAGCACUUCAGCGGUCGGACCUUGCCUCUAGGACAAAAUCUAUGGAUCUUGACUUCGGAAGUCCGCAGGAUAACGGCAUUGGAGGUCAUAUCCUGCCAGAAGAUACGGCACUGUUCUCCAGAAUGGCCAAAGAGAUCUUCCCUUAUGCGCCCGACUGGACGGAGCGGACUCGAAGAAGGGGAUUUUGCGCUCUCCUCCCUCUCAUUUUCUGCAGACUACCAAACCUUCACAGCCUCGUCUUUGUACCUCCAACUGACGCCUCGUCAUAUAUCCUUGUUCCACGCGGUCAACUCACCAAGGACGACGUCUGUUCAAUCCUUCCUUCUCUAAGGGAAGUUGAUAUAGACAGUUAUGGUUAUGGCUACAAUGUGCCUCCAGAGUUGGAAGACUUUGGUCUGUUCCUCUGUCUCCCAACAUUACAUCACUUUCGUAUCGACACAUUCAUUUGUACCGCCUGGUACCGUUACAUCGACAAUUAUCUUCUUCCAGCCCCACGUACCUGGCUCCUUUCGGAAGUUUACUUAAGGAAUUGCACAUUCAUGGAUGCCAAAAAUCUCACAAAUUUUCUAGCAGCGUUCUCCAAACUCAAGAAGUUUCAAUUCUCAGCAGCAGAUUUAGGCGAUGAUUUGGUUGAUUACGAGGACUAUUUCACUCCUGCAGAGCUCAAAGACGCACUGGAGCGGCAGGUCUCGUCUUUGGAAGUUCUAGACAUUGGCCUCGCCGAUGUGAAGUAUGCCGCGGAUGUCGAAGAAGACGAUUCUGCGGAAUUUGCAAGCAACUAUCUGGAUACUGGAUCACUGGGUCGCUUUGAACACCUAAUUCAAUUAAGCAUCGAUGCGCUUCGUUUGGGGGCCACAGCAAAUUUGCCACCAAAUAUUAUCCAGCUUAUCAUCAGGGACGUUCACGGCACCCGAUCACUUAGCGAAUACCAUAUACUUCGGCGGUAUAUGAACGACCUGCUGAAUCUGGACAAGACGUGUCCUCACAUACAAUACGUAUUCAUCCAAGCCUUGAAAAGCAAUGAUAUUCUCCGCAUUGGGGAGGCGCAUAAAGCAACAUACCACAAAGAUGCCAAGGGGCGCUCUAUCCUGUCCUUCCCAAAUUUACCAUACAAGCUAUACGUUUGCUUCGUCACUUUCAAUGAUUUUGGACUCCCGAUGUACCGCGAGCUCGACGACCAAAUACCCGAAAUAUUAGCAUCUGAGGAUUGA